Messenger RNA from Oryzias latipes (Japanese medaka), 1539 nucleotides. NCBI's taxonomy places the organism in Eukaryota, Metazoa, Chordata, Actinopteri, Beloniformes, Adrianichthyidae. The record is from RefSeq and is a predicted model, not a curated record.
UGCUGGCGCCUUCAGCUGCUGCUCCGCCGCCGGGAAAGAAAAAUCCCGCUUUUGCAGCUGUGGGAGGGGCGUGGCCGCGGCGCUGACAGCUGCGGGGGCGUGGCCACCGGGCCGGAAGUGUGCCGGCUCCGCGUGGCCAGCCUGUCAGAUGUAAACAAAGCCGCGGUCUCCCGGGAAAAACCGCCAAGAAGACUGGAAACCAGCGAAAAUAUGAAUAUUUUUGAUGAUUUUUGCAGAUUUUUUAGAUUUUCCCGCCUAUUAAGCCACAUAAGUGUCUCUUUUUUCCCUCCUUUACUCUGCGUCACAGAGACACGCCGAGAGAGGAAGUAACACGUUACAUUUACCUUACACAUUUUUGGUUAAAUUGAGCUUUUAAGAGUAACUUUACUGCCCCUUACUGAUUACCUUUACUUGGGUAAACAAAUAUUGAUUAAGUUACUGUUUUGAUCAUUGUAACACUUAAAGAUUUUGUUCCAGGAAGCAGAAGAUCUUCGGGAAACAAGCGACAUGUAAUCUACUGAAAACUUAAGGCGGUUAAAAAUAAAGAGACGUUUUGUUGUUUUUCUUUCUUUUUUUUGCGUCUCCCGUUGGCUGAAGGAUCCUAACAGACGUGGUGGACGCGGCGUGCCGCUGACCUCUGCCCCUGACCUUUGCUCCGUCACGUGAUCCGGUCCCUCGGUGGAAGCUGAACUUUAGUUCCUGCAGUUGGAGUUUCAGCCAAACCCAAACAUGAAGUUCCUGGAGCUUUUCGGACGCUUGAAGUCAGUGGUUAUCGGAAUGAUUCACGUCAAAGCGUUGCCAGGUUCCCCUCUGGGACGCCUGACGAUGUCCCAGAUUGUGGAGGAGGCGUGCCGCGAGGCAGAUGUCUACCGUGAAGCAGGGGUGGACGGUCUGAUCGUGGAGAACAUGCACGAUGUUCCUUACACGUUCCACGUGGGUCCUGAGGUGUGCGCCUGCAUGACGGCGGUCUGUGUUGCCGUCAGGAGAGCCUGUCCGUCUCUGCCGCUCGGGGUGCAGAUCCUGUCCUCUGCUAACCGGCAGGCCCUGGCCGUGGCCCUGGCGUCAGGUUUGGACUUCGUCCGGGCAGAGGGCUUCGUCUUCUCCCAUGUGGCGGAUGAAGGCCUCCUGAACGCCUGCGCCGGCGACCUGCUGCGGUACCGCCGGCAGAUUGGAGCUGAGCACGUGCAGAUCUUCACCGACAUCAAAAAGAAGCACAGCGCUCACGCCCUCACGUCUGACGUGACCACGGAGGACACGGCUCGAGCCGCCCAGUUCUUCCUCUCAGAUGGACUCAUCCUCACUGGAGCAGCUACCGGAGACCCGGCGGACCCCCGCCAGCUCAGAGAUGUCAGCCGUGCGGUGAAAAUCCCCGUUCUGAUUGGCUCUGGAGUGACGUUGGACAACGUCGACCGCUACCUGGACGCCAGCGGCUGGAUCAUCGGCUCCCACUUCAAGGUGGGGGGCCACUGGGCCGACGCCGUCGACCCCGACAAAGUCAAGAGGUUUAUGGAAAAGAUUCGACACCUUCGGAAGUAAAAA